CUCCAGUAUUAUUAACUAAUAAAAUAAACAAUAACAUAACCCCUGCAAAAUCGUCGAUCUUAUCCACCCGCGAUGAACGCCGUGAUAGCGCUGUGCCACUUCUGCGAGGCGCACGGUCCCUGCGCCAUCUUCUGCACCCAGACGCUGCGGGACACCAAGCUGGAGGACCUGCCCCUGGAGCAGCAGCAGCAGACCCAGAAGUCCUGCUCCGCCUGCAACUACUCGAUGGGCAGGAACAACAGUGCAAUUUACAGCAGGGACACGGAGAGCGGGGCCACCUUUGUAAGCACCAAGGUGGCGGUCCUGCCGGAGGUGGCCAAUCUGGUCAAGCAGGCGGCGGUUCUCAGUCUCAGCAAUGGCACGGACGCCAGCAAGGACGGCGAGUUUGUGUUCUUCGGGGACUCGGCGAGGGGUCACAUUCUGAGCCAUACCUUCCGGCUGAGCGACCUGCAAGCCCGCGGCUACUCGCAGCUCUUCUCCAUCAUAGUCCUGAUGAAGGACAAGUACUUCCUGCUGAACAUCAAGCCCUUCCUAGCCGAGCACUUGAAGAAGGUGUCCACGGAGCUGCAGGCAGCUGCCAAGAAGACCAAGGAGACGGAGGAGUUGACCUACUCGGAGAGACAAAGGCGUCUAUCUGGCGCCCAAUUCCUGAUGCACACCUCCCGCUCGCUGCUGGAACUGACGGGCGAGGAGCACAUCUUCGCCCAGCUGCACUCGCACUUCUCGUGGCUCCUGCUGGCCGGAUCCCGCUUCCUCACCGAGCACGUCACCUUUGGCAACCUUCCGUGGCUGCCUCCACAAAGUAGCGGCCGUCCUCCCGCCCAGCGACUCACCUACAACAGCUCCACCCUGCCCAUGAUCGAAAGCAUCGACGACCCCGAUCAGGAGGAGUUCUUCUCGCUGCGACAUCUCAAGAGUGUGGUGCGCAAGGAGGAGUUCGCCACGGUGUGCUAUUGUGCCUUGACUGGGGUCAAGAUUGUGGUCCGCGGGGAUCCGAUUAAGACUUUCCAGUUAAUGGUCUGCCUGAAGAAACUCCUGCCCGAGCCGAUGCACAAUCUGAUGCGGAUCGAUGCCCAGCAUCAGCACUCCAUCAGCUCCGAGUACAAAAUCAUAUCCGUCUCCAACGACAUAGCCGUUCCCAUGGCCAGUAGCUCGGUAUUUCGAAUCGACUUUCUGGACAAACACGUCAACGGACACGAAGUCUCGGUCAAAUGGCCUGGAGAGUUGCCCAGAAAAUUGCCAGAUUUGAUGGUUAAACUUCUAAAGGCAGUGGAGGAGAAGAACUUUACAGAACUGGUGCUAAACAAACAGACCAAGGUGCUCAUCGAAGAGUGGAAAAACAAAGUGACCUGCCUCAACCAUGCCAAAUCCACCAGCGUCCAGGGCAAGCUGAAGAAGGUGCUCGGCGUGCAGCCGCAAGAUCAACCGGUUAUUAAUUACUGGAGCACUCACCUCCACUAGGAUAAGUGUACACCACAUAGAGUUAGGACAUUCGUUUUCACCUUUUGGAAUAAAACUUCUUUAUUGCCGCGCUGCUUAAGCGACGGCGAGAAAAA
Messenger RNA from Drosophila subpulchrella, 1556 nucleotides. It is a transcript of the gene BHD, whose product is annotated as folliculin. The transcript has 3 exons. NCBI's taxonomy places the organism in Eukaryota, Metazoa, Arthropoda, Insecta, Diptera, Drosophilidae. Gene Ontology annotation, biological process: negative regulation of transcription by RNA polymerase II; positive regulation of TORC1 signaling; positive regulation of GTPase activity. The record is from RefSeq and is a predicted model, not a curated record. Bases 73 to 1461 code for a protein of 462 amino acids. Gene Ontology annotation, molecular function: GTPase activator activity. Gene Ontology annotation, cellular component: cytosol.